AACACAAUUGAUUGCUUAUUAAAUGACGUUUAUUUUUACGGCAUAAAACCAAGCGUAUCCUUAAUUGCAAUCGUGAUUAGAAAUUAGAAAGGCCCGAGUCUGGGCCUUUCUAAUUGUUUACUUUAUGUCUCCGAGUCUGCUGUUCUAUAAGACCAUUUGAGAGUCUUUUUAUAGAAAUGACAAAUACAGCCAUUUUCGUCCAGCCUCGUAUCUGCUUCUGCAGCAAAAUGUCCCCAAAUUUCCUUAAUCAAUACUAGGAAUUUAUAUCAAACGAAAAGCAUGGGCUGAAUUAGAACUAUGGCUUGUUGAUCUGCAGGAUUUUAUGUGGAUAUCAGGACGAAUUUAGGAGAUCUUUAGGAGAACAUGACAAAUAACACAACUCAAGAAAUCCUCGACCGACUGGUUUACAACAAACACCCUUUGAGUGUGACGGUGGUCGAACUGAUCGCACUUCUCGGAGUAGUGGUGUGGGCCGCUGGAUACCGCCUAGUUAAGCCUUGCAUGUUUCUGGCGGGAUUCACGCUCGCGUUUCUUGUCUUCUACGCCGUCAGCCCUAUGAUCUUCAGGACUAGCGUAUGCUGUGGCGCGCACGGAAUAGGCUGGGUUCACCUCCUAGUAAGUGUAAUCAUCGGGCUGUUUGGUGGCUUUCUGGGCUUCAGGCUCUACCGACUAGGCGUAUUUACUAUCGGAGAGUGUCUGGGCAUGAUUGUUGCGCUGGUCGUACUAAGCUCACCACUCAAAACGUACUUUAGAACGGAUACAUCGUACGCCUGUUUUAUGGCAGCUGUGUCCGUGGCGUUUGGAAGCCUUGCGCACUUCUAUGAAAAGCCUAUAGUUGUACUUUCCACUGUGGUAUCCGGUUCCCUCGCAUUUUUUUAUGGGCUAGAUUACUUCCUGCGCACGAGUUUUUCGGUGACGGUGGAGCACCUCCUACUGCGUAUUAGGGACGUGGUCGAAGAAGAGGUCAAGAGCGAAUACAGCAACUGGAUGUACCGUCCUCAUAUCCCAGACCACCUUGCGGUCAAGCUCACACACAACGCCUUUCCAGUGUUUGUUGCGUGGGGAAUAAGCGUUGCCAUAGGGAUGAUCGUGCAGUACCGCGUGACAGCCAAUAAGGAGCGAGAGAAAGACGUCUUUUCUUGGUGUAACUGCUGCGACAGGCCUAGACCCGACAAAUGAAUAAAAGUCUCCUUAUACAAUAAUAACUAGAAGAGGGGAGGAGGGGGGGGGGGGGUGCAAACAACAGAGUGGUAGCCAAGGGGUUGGACGGUGCAUGAUUUUUGUUGAAUCUUUUGUAGGGAUUGUGUUUUAAGCACUAGGGGAGGGAGGAGGAAAAGGAAGAGGGGGAGGUCUCGAGUUAAGGUACUGACAACCCCUGGGGAGGAUAGGGGGGAUAUGCGAAUGUCUCAAGAAAAUUAAAGAAACAUAAAUAAUCA
Nematostella vectensis (starlet sea anemone) is the source of this 1436-nucleotide messenger RNA. RefSeq names its product transmembrane 7 superfamily member 3. Gene Ontology annotation, cellular component: plasma membrane. Bases 364 to 1179 code for a protein of 271 amino acids. The record is from RefSeq and is a predicted model, not a curated record. NCBI's taxonomy places the organism in Eukaryota, Metazoa, Cnidaria, Anthozoa, Actiniaria, Edwardsiidae. The transcript is spliced from 8 exons.